This is a messenger RNA of Kalmanozyma brasiliensis GHG001, 1557 nucleotides long. Its product is annotated as Inosine/uridine-preferring nucleoside hydrolase domain protein. Gene Ontology annotation, molecular function: purine nucleosidase activity. Gene Ontology annotation, cellular component: cytosol. Lineage: Eukaryota; Fungi; Basidiomycota; Ustilaginomycetes; Ustilaginales. The record is from RefSeq and is a predicted model, not a curated record. Gene Ontology annotation, biological process: purine nucleoside catabolic process. The coding region runs from base 1 to 1557 and encodes 518 amino acids. The transcript has a single exon.
AUGAAGAAGGACACACCGCCAUCGCCAGGGAGCAACCCGUCGCUGCUGCGGCGUCUCAGCAACCUCGUGUCUCCUGGCCAGCAGGCGCCUGCAUUUCAGCCAAGGACCAGAGGUGCACCCGAGCCAACGUCGACAUCGUCUGCAGCCCCUUUCAAAGAUGAUGGCACCGUCAAGGCACUCUGGCUCGACUGCGAUCCAGGACACGACGACGCGAUAGCCUUGCUCAUGGCGGUCCACCAUCCUGGCUUGGAGCUGUUGGGAGUCUCGACGGUAGCGGGCAACGCAGGUGGUCGCGAUACGUUUCUCAACGCUGUCCGGCUCAUGGCGCUCUACCGAUCCGACCCUUCCAUCCCGGUCAUCCGCGGCUCGGACUGUCCGCUAGUCAAAGAAGUCAAGAUUGACGUCGGCAUCCAUGGUCAAGGAGGUCUUGGCGGUGUGCAAGGUCUGCCUUCCCUCUCAUCGCCUCUGUGCCAACCGUGGCUGCAUCCUGCCCACCCCAAGACGAGCUCCCCCACCACAGGUCCCGAACCUUCGCUCUUUCUAUACACGCUCUCAACCAUAAUCACUGAGCGGCUCAACACGGGCAAGCCGCCCAUCCACCUCGCCGUCACCGGUCCGAUGACCAACGUGGCGCUCUUCAUCCGAUGCUACCCUCACCUCGUCAAGGGGAUCGAGCAGAUCGUGUUGAUGGGCGGCGCUGCUGGCGUGAGGGGCAACAGAGGACCCCUAGCCGAAUUCAACAUCCUCAACGACCCCGAAGCCGCUGCGAUCUGCUUCAAUACAGACAUCAAGGUCGUCAUGGCCGGCCUCAACGUGACGCACCAAGCCAUCUUCACUGCCGAAUUGCACGAUCGUCUGCUCUCCGGCAAGCCACAUGAGCCUCAGCCAUCAUCCCAAGCCGGACCGAGCGAUCUGAAGCGUAUGCUCAGCUCGACCCUUACGUUCUUUGCCAAGACCUACGCCUCCGAGUUUGGGUUCACCCGCGGCCCACCGGUGCACGACAUGCUGGCCAUCGCAUACAUUAUCGAUCCGACGCUCUUCUACCGCCGCGUGCCGUCGCCUGGCGACGCCCCCAACGCGGGCAUGUUCGACGCCGAUCCACACAGCAACAAGGACGCGCACGUGCCCAAGUCGCGCAGCGGUCAAGGGAUCAACUCGUUGGGUCUCGACAAUGUCGACGCUCGUGGGAGCGACGAUGCGGAUCCAGCAGUCGUGGGCACCGCGCCAAAGCGAUAUCGUGUCGAAGUGGAGUGUAGCGAUGGUCUCGCAUGCGGUGCGACGGUGGUCGACUUCUGGGGCGACCGCGUGGAGCACGAGGGAUGGGGCAAGGGCGGUAAGAACGUAGAAGUGCUUGAGAAUCUUGACUGCCCUAGGAUGUGGGACAUCUUCUUCGAGGUGGUGGAACGGGCAGAAGCAAACCUUGCGAGUAGUGCGCAGGUGCGGGAGCCUUUGGGUGCGGGGCACGACGGCAUCGACGGCCGCUCUGGCCCUAGCUCCCCGACCAGAGCGUUCGCUUCUUCGCGCCGUGACACAGACCCAUCCACUGAUGCGACGUAG